AUGGGAAUCCUCGCUCUUGUUCACGCGGCGGUGGAUUAUCUGCUGUCGUGGGUUAAACUAAUCCAAAACCGCGAGAUCGGAUGGCUCACGAUCAAUCGAAAGACCGGUCAAUACAUGCGCGAGCAACAGCCCCUCAUGAAGAAAAUCAAGCUCCUCCUCCUCUUCAACCCGCUGACGACAUGGCUCGACACGACGCAUGCGAUGAGGUUGUAUAUGCAUAGUAGUGCGGUCAAAGAGGGCAAGAGAGAAGCAACCCCGGCGUCACGCAACCGCAUCCAGCAGUUCGUCGACACCUUCAACAUCAACAUGGAUGACUUUGAGCCCUCGGAUAUCAACGCCUACCCGACCUUCGAGGACUUUUUCAUCCGCCGCCACAAACCGGGUAGUCGACCGAUCUACGAACCCGACAACAACAGCUCUGCGGUCGUAGUCGCAGACUCGCGCGUCGUCGUCUACGAAGCCGUGGCCGAGAGCAAAAAGAUCUGGAUAAAAGGCGAGGACUUUUCAAUCACGAAUCUGGUCAUGGAUAAGAAGAUAGGCCCACAGUUCCAUGAUGGGCCCAUUGCGAGCUUUAGGCUCUCCCCGCAGGACUAUCAUCGGUAUCACAGUCCUGUUUCGGGACGGGUGAAGGUGUACAGGAGCAUGCCGGGGGAUUACUAUGAUGUUGAUCCGCUGGCGAUUCAGAGUGGGGUGGAUAUUUUGACAAGGAAUGCGAGGGAUUAUGUCGUGAUUGAGACGGAGGAGUUUGGGGAGGUCCUCUUUGUUGCGAUUGGGGCGAGUCAGGUGGGGACUGUUGAGAUCCACGAAAAGUGGCAAACGCCCGGCGCGGAGAUCAAAAAGGGCGACGAGGUGGGACUCUUCCAGUUUGGGGGAUCAAGUAUCAUUGUUGCGUUUCAGAGGGGAAGGAUUCAAUUUGAUGAGGAUUUGAUUAGGCCUUCGAAGAAUGCUAUUGCAGUUGAUGUUGAGGUGGGGAUGAGCCUCGGGCGUGCCGUGCCGGCGGGGGAUGAGAAGGGUCCACAUAAUUCGUGA
This is a messenger RNA of Aspergillus calidoustus, 1029 nucleotides long. The record is from the annotation of a GenBank genome assembly. NCBI's taxonomy places the organism in Eukaryota, Fungi, Ascomycota, Eurotiomycetes, Eurotiales, Aspergillaceae.